AAACCAGUUUUAUAUGUGUGAGUCGUAGUCGUUUUCUUCGGCUUUUUUGGCACAUUGUAUUUAAUCUAGGAAAUACAUUUAUUGACUUAAAUUGUUAUUGUGAAACAAAAUAAAGUUAAUAAAUUGGGAAAAUAUGCAUUCAUGCGUCGCUUCGUGGGCACUAAAUAUUAUAUGAUUGAUUUGAAAAAAUAAGAAAACUAAUAACACAAACGAAAAACAAUCGAAAUAACAAUGGAAUCCCCGCAAUUUGCCGGAUCAAGCAGUUCGUCAAUUGGAGCAGUCGGACUAGUGACUGAAGAACUUAACGCGGAACAAAUUGUUCCGGCACCUAACUGCCUGACUCGAAGUGACAAGUUGGAUGUGGGCGGAGGAUAUCAUCCUACUACCGAGUGUCUAGGAAGUUGUACUGGUACUCAGUCCUCAAUAAACAGUCAGUCGGGUUUUAAAUGGAAGCGCGUCCUUAAUCCAACCGGACCACAACCACGCCCACGUCAUGGACACCGUGCAAUUAAUAUCAAGGAAUUGAUGGUGGUUUUCGGCGGUGGUAAUGAGGGAAUUGUUGAUGAACUUCACGUUUACAAUACAGUCAGCAAUCAAUGGUAUGUUCCGGUGUUAAAAGGCGAUGUACCAAAUGGCUGUGCAGCUUAUGGAUUUGUUGUUGAAGGAACGCGCAUGUUUGUUUUUGGUGGUAUGAUUGAAUAUGGCAAGUACUCGAAUGAGCUCUAUGAGCUGCAGGCAACAAAGUGGGAAUGGCGUAAAAUGUAUCCAGAAUCGCCAGAUAAUGGUUUGCCUCCAUGUCCACGCUUGGGUCACAGUUUUACGAUGGUAGGUGAGAAGAUUUUUCUCUUUGGCGGCUUGGCAAACGAAUCAGACGAUCCCAAAAAUAAUAUUCCCAAAUAUCUGAAUGAUUUAUAUAUAUUGGAUACGCGAGGAGUGCACAGUCACAAUGGCAAGUGGAUUAUUCCAAAAACUUUUGGAGACAGUCCUCCACCACGCGAGUCACACACUGGCAUCUCUUUUAUCAGCAAAGAUUCAAAAAAAUUACGCUUGCUUGUGUACGGCGGAAUGAGUGGCUGUCGUUUAGGCGACUUGUGGCUAUUAGACACAGAUUCAAUGACUUGGGAAAAGCCAAGAACCAGAGGACAGGCUCCAUUGCCACGCUCAUUGCAUAGUUCAACAAUGAUCGCCAACAAAAUGUAUGUAUUCGGUGGUUGGGUGCCGUUGGUCAUAAAUGAUACAAAAGCAACUACUGAAAGAGAAUGGAAAUGCACAAACACAUUGGCUGUGCUUGAUUUGGACACAAUGACUUGGGAGAACGUCACUUUGGACACUGUUGAAGAAAAUGUACCAAGGGCACGCGCUGGCCAUUGCGCUGUCGGCAUUCAAAGUCGUUUGUAUGUGUGGUCAGGUCGCGAUGGUUAUCGGAAAGCAUGGAACAACCAGGUUAGGGUAUGUUGUAAAGAUCUUUGGUACCUGGAGGUGACAAAGCCACUGUAUGCUGUUAAAGUGGCAUUGGUACGUGCGUCGACGCAUGCUUUGGAACUAUCUUGGACAGCCACUACCUUUGCGGCGGCAUAUAUGCUACAAAUCCAAAAGAUUGAGCAAUCGCAGGGUGCUGGCACAAAGCAAUCCGGUCAGAGUCAAAAUCAAAGUCUAAUAUCAGCAAGCAGUGCAGCGACUGCCAUUUCUACAGCCGUCGCAUCCGUAUCUGAUGAUCAAGAAAGUGAGCCAUCCGCAUCAGUUGGCAAAUCCACAAUAGGCCAAUCGAAUGGUUCUAACCCUGAUCUUAUCGAUCCAACUGUGAAGACAUCAAUUGCAUCAGUGUCGUCGGUUUUAAUAACAAAUGUUCAGCCACAAAUAUCGAUAAUAAGCAGCAGUGGCGCUGCAUCAGGUACGGCAGCCACUGCGAAUUCACUGCAAAAAUUUAUGACCGGCUCAACAAAGAUCCCAACAAGCAUAGCGUCUUUGCCAACGACAACUACUGACACGUCGCACUUGAGUGGGGCACGAGCUGUGACAAGUACCAAUGCUAGCAGUAGCAUUGUACUUACUACACAACAGCCGUCAACUGGCACUGGCACACUGCGAAUUGUACCUGGCGGUGUAACUUCAACUACCGGUCAAGGAUUACGGAUGGCUACUACGAGCAGCAACAGCGGUCCAACGACAACCGCAACUUUGAAAACUUCACAGCCCAGUGCCACAGUGCAACUAUCAUCAUCGUCAUUAUCAACGACCACGGCAGCUCCAACGAUAUCAACCUCGUCUGCCACACUGGGCGGGAAACAAUAUUUUAUACAGAAGCCUCUGACAUUGGCGCCAAAUGUUCAAUUACAAUUUGUAAAGACAAGUAGCGGUGGUAUGGCCGUACAGACGCUGCCUAAGGUUAAUUUUAAUAUAACCAAAGGUCACGCUAGCCAUGCUCAAGCUAUAUCUCUUUGCAAUCAGCCUACGGCCUCUACACAAAUCCAGAUCGCAUCUACUAACAGCAGUAUGCAACCGAAAACGAUUAUGGCAACUGGAGCUGCAGUAUCAUCAGUAGCAAGUGCAACACCCUCAACAUCAGCACUGGGUCAUCAAGCUCUAUUACAUCAGCAACAGAAUCAGCAAAAGUCCAUUGUUGCUGGCAAUGUACUUAAAUUGGUUUCGCCUCAUACUGUUGCCGGUGGCAAGCUAAUUAUGAAAAAUUCGAAUAUUCUGCAAAUGGGAAAAGUGACAUCCAAUAUGAUGAGCGGGAAACCAGCUUUUGUAAUCACAAAUAAACAAGGAGCUCCUAUCGGCAAUCAGCAAAUUAUAAUUGUUACCACUGGGUCAAGUAUACGCACAGUGCCUGGUACCGCUGUGAUGACCAGUGCUGGCAGCAGCUCCAGCUCUAUCUCCAGUCAUGGCACAAGCAUUGUCAGCUUUGUUGGUUCCACAGGUAGCACAUCGACUGCAACUACUAUUCCACGUACCGUCUUAUCAAGCCCUAGUAAUGUGAAAAUGGUGCGGAGUAUAGCUGGUGGUGGAACUACUGCAACUACAGGUGGACGACCCAUAACAUUGACAUUGCCAACAUCAACAGCAGCAGUUGCCAAUAAGCCUCAAUUGACCACACAUAAAUUGCAACAAAAAACGGCUGUUUACAUUGGAGGCAAGCCUGUGACUGUAAUGAGUACAAAUAACGCUGGCAUAGGGAUUACAUCCUCACCAGUUGGUGUCGGCACCGGCUCCAAUAAAUUGGUAAUGUUACCUGGUGCAGCGGCUGCUGCUGCUGCACGAAAAGGAUUUGUCAAUAUUUACAAUGCUAGUGCAUCGAGCAGCGUUGGUCAACGUGCCUUAACGUUGGCUACCACAACGAAAAGUGCUGCCACAUCGGCUCCAGUUGUGAAAUCAACUUUUAACAUUCAAUUAGCAGAGAAAAAUAAUGGAGGAGCUGCUGAUACUUUGGCUGAAUCUGCUUAUAUUGAUGCCGAUCCAAUGGAUGAUAUUAUUGAGCAACUCGAUGGCGCCGGGGAUUUAAAUAUAAAAUCAAAAAAAGAUACUGACAAUUUUGAUAAUGGAAACGACAGGGAUGAUGACAUGGAUAAUGAUUCCGCGAUAGCAUCGUCAACAUCGGCAGCGGCUGGCUUAAUUAAUAGUGGUAUUGCCACGACAAAUGAAGAUACUGGAAUCGACGCCACUGCUGAUAAAAACAUCAAACCGGAAAUUGUUGAUGAUGUAUCUGAUGUAAGUAGCACAACAGAUGCCCGCAAAUUGAAUAGCAUCGAUGAUAUCAUUGGAAAUUCGAAGGCAAUAGGAACUACAACAAAUGUCUUAGAGUUCAACAAGCCGACUGCUUCUGAGACUGAGGCGGCCAAUAUUUUAACUACAAUCAAGUCUGGAGAUGUUAUAAGCGCUGGUGUUAGUGGUCUAUUCAAAGACCCGACAAUAUCCACUACAUGCGAGACCGAUGCUAAUCAAAUUCCUCCUGUUGAAAUUUCUGUUCAAAGACAGCCAUCAAAUGUGGAUGAUUCACAUUUGGAAGCCUUAGCGUCUGCAGCAGUUCUGCAAGCGGCCACAGCUUCGGUUAACUUAAUUCAGACACCAAAAAGUUUGCUCUAUGGCGGAACUAUUAAUCAGCUCAGCAGUAUCAACCAUAAAUCGAAUGACAACCAAAAAACAUCUAAUGAUAAUAAUAUGUCAAUUGACGAAAGUGAUAAAUGGAACACCGUCGGCAUAUUUAAAGAUCUAUCGCACACUGUUACAAGCUAUAUCGAUUACAAGUACUUCUCCAGCUCUUUGCUUGAUAACUUUGAUGCGGAAAAUAUACCGGAUUUAACAGAAUAUCCGCGCAUCAGUUUGGAUCCAGGUACAGCGUAUCGGUUUCGCCUUGCGGCACUUAAUUCAUGUGGUCGCGGUGAAUGGGGAGAGAUAUCCAGCUUCAAGACGUGCUUACCCGGUUUCCCUGGUGCCCCGUCGGCCAUAAAGAUAUCGAAAGAUGUUAAGGAGGGAGCACACUUGACCUGGGAGCCGCCACCAGCACAAAAGACCAAGGAAAUUAUUGAGUAUUCAGUCUAUCUGGCUGUUAAGCCUACUACUAAAGAGAAAGUCGUUUCACCUCAGCUGGCAUUUGUUCGUGUGUACGUUGGCGCUGCUAAUCAAUGCACCGUGCCGAAUGCGUCACUGUCGAAUGCCCAUGUCGAUUGCUCGAACAAGCCGGCGAUUAUUUUUCGUAUUGCUGCACGUAAUCAGAAGGGGUACGGGCCAGCGACCCAAGUGAGGUGGCUGCAAGACCCAACAUCAACAAAACUCCAAGGCGCUGCCAAUACGAACAACUUAAAGCGAACACAAGAGAAAUUAGCAGCAUCCUCAGCAAGUCCUUUUAGCUCGCCACAAAAGCGUGCUCGUGGACCUGGUAUGCAAACCACCGAUUAAUAGUCUAUGUUACUGGCAUACAUUGUACAGAGCGAUCGUUGGUAACAUUCUAUUUAGCUCCACUAGCAACUUAUAAUUUUACAAUAUGCUUUCAGUAGUAAGAGGUAUAGGUUGCAUUCACUUUAAUUAAGCACAUCUACAAAAUAGCUCAUAAGUCGGAAAUACAGCCGAAAGUAAAAAGUCGCAAAGUAAUAUGAUGCAAAUAAAACACUUUUAUGAAUAAAUGAAACUCUUAA
Drosophila albomicans is the source of this 5132-nucleotide messenger RNA. It is a transcript of the gene Hcf, whose product is annotated as host cell factor. Bases 232 to 4896 code for a protein of 1554 amino acids. Gene Ontology annotation, molecular function: protein binding; transcription coactivator activity. Gene Ontology annotation, biological process: chromatin remodeling; regulation of DNA-templated transcription. The transcript is spliced from 13 exons. Lineage: Eukaryota; Metazoa; Arthropoda; Insecta; Diptera; Drosophilidae. Gene Ontology annotation, cellular component: histone methyltransferase complex. The record is from RefSeq and is a predicted model, not a curated record.